UUUUUAACGUUCAAAAGGUCGCCAGCAGCCAUCAGAACGCAACGAUCGAGUGAAAAGAUUAGUUUGGACCGCGUUCCGUUGCAUUUUAUCCUAAUGUUUGAUGACAACAUCCUUAAAACUAGAAACUGACGCGCGAAUUGUUAUCCAAUUAUAAUUGUGUGGCUUUGCAAAAAUUGUGCUUCAUUUCAUCGGGUGGCGCAUUAUAUCUAUCGAGCGCUUUUUAGUGGGUUUUUUACGCUGCCGGUGUUGAAUAAUUUUGUUUCAGCCAGCUGCCAUUUAAAUAAGCAUGAGUUCAAGAGGAGCCAAAGAAACGCCAUUGAAAGAUGGCGCAGUCCAACUCGAUUCCGCCCGAGCGACCAAAUCCGGGAGGAAAGUUAAGCGUCCUGCUCAUUUCGACGAUUCACCGCUUGAUACUAAAAAGUUGGGUUCGGUAGGCGGUUCUGCUUUGAAAAAGUCUGAGGCGUUGGCAAUUUCUUCCCCUAAAAUUUCGACGGAAGAAACGUCUAAAAAGUCGGUUCGUAAAACUAUUUUGAAGGAUGAUACCCCGGUUAAGAAUGGUCGGCAGGAAAUGACAGCGAAGUCCGCUAAAAAAGAUGGUGAAGCUGACAGUGUCAAGAAAGGUCGCAAGACGACGCAUAAAGUUGCGGAUGAUUCCCCGGCUAAGGAACCAAAAAUGGAUGUCGGCAAAAAGUCUGCACGAAAGACAUUACUGAAGAAUAACAUUGGAACCCCAGACAAUUCUAAGAAGUUGGAUUCCCCUAAAGUGAGUAAAACUGUAUCCGACAUGGAAGCGGAAAAUCCUGCUGGUCCAGGAACUUCCAGAACAGGCAGAAAGAUAAAAGUUCCUGCUCACUUGAAAGAAUUUGAAGAUGUUGUUGUUCCAGUGCCUAAAAAGGAAUUGUUUGAAAAAACUCCGCGCAAAUCGAUGGCCCCGAAAGAACUAGAACAGGAAACGACUACUAAAACCCCGAAGGCCCGUGGACGCUUGAUGGCAAGAGGUAUUCAUGAUAUAGAUGAUGGAAAAGUGUCACCAAAACGGCAUGUCUCUUCUAAGAAAACCGAAGAAGAUCCUUUGGCUUUACCUUCUGAAAAACAGCAGCCUAAACAAACUCCUACUAAGAAAGAAAAAAUUGUAGAACUAGUAACGAAAAAGGAGAAACAGGCUCGUGAAACAUCACCUGAUAUGAAACCUGUAACGAAAGUACCAACAAAAACACCGAAUCGUGGAAAAUCUUUAUCAGAAGCCAUCGUGACUUCACCUUCAACAACCGAAAAGCAUGCUACCAAAACUCCGUCUAAGCGGGGUAGAUCAAUGGCUCCUGUGCGAGAUACUUCUCCGGAUCAAGAAACAAGAACCCCGAAAAUCACUAAGCUAGUAGAUGAAUUCUCUUCGGAUGCUGGAAUCUCACGCUCCGGUCGAAAAAUCAAACCUAAGAAAUACUUCGGAGAAUUUGUCGAAGACGAAGAAGAGACCAUUUCGAAGUCCCUAACAACCGCAAAAGCCAAAUCUCCCAUUAAAAAGCUUCUUUCUCCUGUUUCCAAAUUGGCUUCGCCCGUUAAAAAAAUUAUCUCUCCGGUUCGCAAAAUUGUAUCGCCUAUAAAAAAGGCAAUCUCUCCUUUCCGCAAAACAGCGUCCCCAAUAAAAAAUCAAUCUAAAAAACAAUCACCAAAAGUAUCUCCUCCAAAAAAGAAGCAACAAGCAGAGCAUGAAAACAAAUCAGAAGAUAUUUCCCCUAACAGCAGUCAAGGAUUUGUCACCAAACGUGGUAUCAAUGACCAUCAUCAUAAACUUUUAGUUAACGAAAAGGAUCCUGUCAGUAGCACUUCGGCGGUAUCUCUUUCCAAAACAAAAGACGGUACCGUAGAAGCCAUUACUAAAAAUUCUCCCAGGUCCGCAAUAAAGCGGAAAACAAACCAUGCUGAUGAAUCGGUAAAUCCUUCAGAUAAUGACACUGAUAAGGUACCGAAACGUAAUCGCAAAACAAUCGCUGCCAUCGAUUCAGAUGAUUCAUCUGAAGUACAAAAAGAUUCCAAAACGCCACGACAAAAACCCAUGCUGGCUGAACCAAUUCGAAAGGAAGCGUCUAACGACAAAGCCGAUGAGCCAAAACAGUCUCCGGAAUCCGAUCCUAUAGAAAUACCAAAGCGAGGUCGCAAAACCAUAGCAGCCAGCCUCUCGCAUAAAUCGCCUGAACCACCGAAGGUUCCUAAAACCCCACGUCGACAAACCAUGGCAGUUGAAGCCAUCCAACCGGAGGAAUCCAUCGGCAGUAGCCGUUCAGGUCGAAAAAUUAAACCGAAAAAGUUUUUCGGAGAGGAUGACAUCGAGCCUUCAACAGCAAUCAUUAAGCAAAAACAACCCAUCGCUCGCCGAAAGACGUUGGCAGCAAAACAAGAGGAUUCAGAUGAUACCAACCAUCCUGAAGCAGAAUCGUCAAUCUCACCAAAACCUGUGUCAAAGAAACCGGAAUCAGACGUUGCUCCACAAGAAGAAAUAAAAACUAUUGUGGAUAAUACCUUGAUUCAACCACAAAUUGCUCGGGUGGAUGCGAAAUCUGUAGCUGAUGGAAAGAAUGAGAACGACGAGACCGAAGGUGUUGAAACAGGCAAAAUCUCUAACGAGGCAAUGGAAGCAGCAGUUCCCGAAAACUCACAGGAAGACUCCAAAGAUGGAGCAGCAGCUUCCGAAACAAUACAUACAGAACAAGAAACAGUAGAACCAAUGGAAGCGGCAAAUUUUCAAGAGGUUCAUAUUCAACAAACAGCGCCAGCAGCGGAGAAUCAUCCUCCGAUGAUAGCGAACAGAGAUAUGACGGAGAUAGCAAGCUCGAACCCCUUGAAAAUAGCAGGCGAUCAUGCGUGCUUAACUGACAAAAUCGUUGCAGAAGAAGGACAUGACGAUUCCUUAGAACAACAAUUGGGUGAAAUACAUUCUACUACCGAUAUAAUGGAAGAUGUAGAGACUCAACAACAAGCGAGGGACUGCGAAGCUGAUAUGGAAUCUGUCUUGGAACAAAUGCUAGAGGAUCAAGAUCAUGCUAUUGUAACCGAAAUUCAUGAGGAUUACGAGCAGACUGCUAUUUGCAACUCGCAAGUUGAUCCAGAUCAGGAAGUCUUAACUGACAUGCAUGAGACCCAUGAACAACCAGCUAUCUUAGCCUUACCUGCCAUUCCAGAACGCAAUGAUGUUACCGGCGUUCCCGACAAUCAAGAACCGACAGCUAUUGCCGACUCUCCUACAGAUCCAGAACAAGCUGUUAUGGCUAAUGUGCAUGGGGAUGAAGAACAGCCUGCUGUCACUGGUUUACUUGCGGAUCAGGAACAUGCAAUCAUUACUAACCAGCACAGAAUGGUAGAAAAGGUAGUACAAUCAUUGAAUGCAGCCGUGGAAACACAGCCGACAUUGGAAACGUCAGCUAGCAGCAAUUUUUCAGAAGCAUUGUUGGUAGAGGAAGACACGACUACCGAGGUAUCAUCGACUGUUGUUGAGAAAAAGCAGGACGAGCAACUUCUUCAAGAAUACGAUGAAGGUUUAGAUAAAGAAGAACCCGGAGAAAUUCUUGCACCGGAUAGUAGCACAGUAGUUCAAGUUGAGAACACUGCAGAAUCAUCUGUUUCGCAAGACGCUGAAGAAGAUUUGGAUCGAACCAGUCCUCCUGCCUUCGACGAGAUGGAUUUGGCGGAUGGAGAUGGUUCUGAAAAUUUGGUAGAGCAAAACCGUGAUGAUGAGUCGGUAGAAAUCAUACCGGAAACAGCGGAUAAAAGGGUAAACAGCCCUGUAUCAAAACUUGUUUCUAUUCCGGCUACUCCUAGAACACCAGACUCGAAAUCUACCAAACCAUCCGAAAAUUUGUCUCCCGAUAAACCGGACGAGCUAGUUCCGAAUGUUCCCAUCGAAAUAAUUGAUAUAACUGAAAGUCCAAUUGUAUCGGUCAAUCCAACAGAAAAAAUUAGCUCUCAAAGAGAAAGUGCCACCAGCACUCCCCUCAGGAUGGUUGCCAAAAUGAAGGUACACGAAAAACUUAUCCAGAACAGCCGCAAGAGGUCCCUUUCGGCCAGCGAUGCCGAUGUCACAAAGAAAAAUGUAACCUUCCACAGCCCGGCUAACAGCACUAUUCUGGUGGACACUUUAGAUGAGCGUUUAAAGAAGAGUUUCAAGCACGAGAGCGCCAGCAAGACUUCGAUGACUAGUUCAAACCGCAAACGAGCCCUAUCUGAACACAGAGAUUUAGAUAAACAUUCAUCGGAAGCACCGAAGCCGCCGAAACUAACCAAACUCCCUAACUUUAAAAGCAUUCAUCAGAAACAAUUUGAUCAGAUGGAGUCGAUCGAUGCACUGCACAACCGUAAGAUACAGAGAGCUAAGGAAAUGACUUCUGCUUGCAAAAGCCCUGGACUAGUGCGCAGCAUUGAAAAGCCAUCAUUUGGAAGCACUGCACCACCUAAAUCGCCCGGAAAAUUUGGAUUUUGUUCUAGUAGCAGCAGCAGCAGUUUGAUCAGUAAACCAUCUGUUGUCAAGGCUCUCAUUAGCAGCGGUCCAGUGAAAGCUCUCCACGGUUCCGAUGCUCACGGUAGCCGACCUUUGCUCACGGAUGUGGAACGCCAGGAGAAGCGACAGAAACAGUUUGCUGCCACAUUCAGGGGUAAGAGCGCUGAGCAAAAUUCGCAGGACAAACCCGAUGGCGCACGCAACGUGAUCGAGCAAAGCAGACACAAGCAAAGCCAAAUACUGAAAGGAGUGAGGACGAAUAAACGAUUUGAAUUGCUCAUGAAGUUCCGCGAUACACAGGACUGAAUUUCACGGCAAGUGAUGGUGUAAGAUACAGCUGCAACCGAUCAGUUUAGAGAACUUAGUUGUAGAUUGGCACGCACACCUCGAUUUAUUUGUGGCUGAAAGUUGAAUCUUUUCCAGAAUAUUUCAAUGUGCAUUUUACAUUAAUAAUAAGUUUUAAGUUUAAGCUUACAUAUUAGUUGAAUAUCUUCAAUCCUUCGACUAGUUUCAAACUCACAUUUGGAGAACACAAAUUUAACAGACUCAAACAGUUAGUAUAAUUUUCGAAUUUUUUGUUAAUUUUCUUUUGACAUACAACUUUUGAUUAUUCUUAUUAUUAUUUCAUUCAUUUUCCCUGAGAAAUAGGUACAUGCUGUUCUUCUGGGUUCAUCCAUUGGAUUAUGCUAACCAAUCCAGAACAGUUACAUAUAUUGAUUUUCACACGGUAAGAGCUUUCGCCUGUUUUUGCAGAGAGACCUACAAUAUGAAACGUAAUUUAAAACAUGCGCUCAAUGCCACCAGAAUCUGGUCAGCGCUAGCCACAUAGGCACACUAGAGUAGCACCCUGCAAUGCAGUGGAACCCAACAAAAAUGCUUGUGCUGUUUCAUUGUUAAAAGAGCUAUCAACAAUUGAAUGAACCGUAGGAUACCCUUUCAUGACGGUCAUUGACUGGAAUUGUAACUUUAUAUUUGUAAUAUACAGAUAACCUGUCUUCGAAUAAAACAAUUUAAAAUGUU
Uranotaenia lowii is the source of this 5509-nucleotide messenger RNA. RefSeq names its product titin-like. The record is from RefSeq and is a predicted model, not a curated record. NCBI's taxonomy places the organism in Eukaryota, Metazoa, Arthropoda, Insecta, Diptera, Culicidae. The transcript has 5 exons. The coding region runs from base 287 to 4795 and encodes 1502 amino acids.